AUGCCCGCUAUGUCGGUCGACUACUCGUGGUUCCGUAUUGGCGACGACGGCAGAAUCGGCAACACCAGCCCGGCAGUCAAAGGUCUCGGCAAGCCGGAUGUCAGCGACAUCGACUUCUCAGAUCCCGACGCACCAUUCAUAGGGUGGCCGCUAGAACGUGCUUGUAACGAGGUUACGGAGUGGGUGGAAGGCGUCGUGUGGUUGUGCGACAAUAACUGGGGCGGCGUCGGCAACGUCCGAAAUUUCAUCCUCACGUGCAUGAGAUAUGCCAUUGAGGCAGGCGUGUCAGGCAUCGUGAUGCCCGCGAUACAAAAAAGGAACGACGCGAACAUCAUCGACAUCAACUCGGGCAAAGACUACCGACCUUUCAGCUACUUCUUCGACGAGGAGAACUUCCGAAAAGGAAUGGGCGAGAACUGCCCACAGAUUACGAUCUAUGACUCUUGGGCACACAUCCCCAACGCCAUCACGGCCAAUAGCUCGGUUGGGCCCAACAUCGAAAAGAUCAGCCCGCGACACUUUUCAGAUCGGGGCGACUGUGACGGUGCUGAGCUGGAUAAGCACACUGAUCGCUUCGGAGGUAGGACACCCGCGACCACAUCGCACAGGUCUCGUAAUGAGAACCCCAUGCCAACCUAG
This is a messenger RNA of Diaporthe citri, 639 nucleotides long. RefSeq lists its product as uncharacterized. The coding region runs from base 1 to 639 and encodes 212 amino acids. The transcript has a single exon. Lineage: Eukaryota; Fungi; Ascomycota; Sordariomycetes; Diaporthales; Diaporthaceae. The record is from RefSeq and is a predicted model, not a curated record.